This is a messenger RNA of Anguilla rostrata (American eel), 2462 nucleotides long. Its product is annotated as troponin C, skeletal muscle-like. The record is from RefSeq and is a predicted model, not a curated record. Lineage: Eukaryota; Metazoa; Chordata; Actinopteri; Anguilliformes; Anguillidae. Gene Ontology annotation, cellular component: myosin II complex. The transcript is spliced from 6 exons. Bases 157 to 639 code for a protein of 160 amino acids. Gene Ontology annotation, molecular function: calcium ion binding.
GGCCGGUGAAUGACAGGGGGCGUGUCCUUGGUUGCCGGUUUUAAGUGUGUGUGAACUCUCAAGUUGACGUCUAGUCUUUUUGUUCAGGUGCACACAGACUGACCGUUCCUCUGGCCCUUUUCCUUGGAAUUUUUGGGGGAAAACUAAUCCGCAGCUAUGAGUGAAGCACAACAGGAGGCCCGCUCCUACUUGAGCGAGGAGAUGAUCGCUGAGUUCAAGGCUGCCUUCGACAUGUUCGACACUGACGGUGGCGGUGACAUCAGCACCAAGGAGUUGGGUACCGUAAUGAGGAUGCUGGGCCAGAACCCAACAAGAGAGGAGUUGGAUGAAAUCAUUGAGGAGGUUGAUGAGGACGGCAGCGGCACCAUCGACUUUGAGGAAUUCUUGGUCAUGAUGGUCAGACAGCUAAAGGAGGACCAGGCCGGAAAGAGCGAAGAGGAAUUGGCUGAGUGCUUUCGUGUAUUUGACAAGAACGCCGAUGGCUACAUCGACAGAGAGGAGUUUGCUCUGAUCAUCCGCAGCACCGGAGAGAGCAUCACAGAGGACGAGAUCGACGAGCUCCUGAAGGACGGCGACAAGAAUGCAGAUGGCAUGCUGGACUUUGACGAAUUCCUUAAGAUGAUGGAAAAUGUGCAGUAAAGCAGGGACUCAAGGACAUUCCUCCUCCCCAUGACCUCCGACCCCUUCUGGCCCCUCCUCCUUUCACCCUCUACAAGCUCCACCUCCCCCCUGUCUUUACAGACCUCAGCCUUUUUUGACAGACAGGGCUCAUUCCAAUCGCUUAUUUUUCCCUCCUUGCAUCCUAUAUAGGAAACGUGUAUUAGGCAAAUGGAAAAUCCUUGUUCAGUCACACAUCAGUUUUAAGCCAUGUCAAUUACAGAUGUGAAAGAUUAAGAGAGGUGGAUCCACAGGCCGAUCAUGAGUACAUCACACGUUCUGGAAGAAAACCUCUGUGAAGGAUGCUCCCAUGUUUCCUUGCUCAAGCAUCCUUUGGGAGCUUCCUAGCUCCUCACUCAUAGCUCCUUCAAGGAGCAUUGAAUACGUUGGACUGUCUUUAAACAUGGCGGACCUCAAUCGAUUUCUGGGUCAGGCGAGGACCAAGGAGACAAGAAUGGAUAAAAUAAGUGAUUAGAAUGAGCCCACAGGCUCUGACUCCUGUCAAGUGGCUUUUUGCCUGCUUCUCUCUCACCAGCAUGAAGCCACAUCCAGGACUGACCACUGCAUUGUCAUCAUGGUCUAAAUCCUUAUGCUGGGAAGGAAUGCAGUUCCACUCUCUGCUGUAGGGGAGCACACCUUACAAUCCCAAGACACAACAACAACAGCCAGUGGCUCCCUCCACUCCCCCUAGCAGUAUGUCAUCUAUAUCAGCAGUUAGACUUUUAUACUUCCUAGUUAACACCAAGUCGCCAUGGAAACUGCACAUGAACACUUGUAAAGGUGUAAUAAACAAAUGGCUAAAAAAAACAUCUGGCUUCUGUUUGGUGGGUCUAGAAUUUCAUUAGUCUGUAUAUUGAUAAAGGAAUAUUAAUGAAAUAACUUUUUUUCCCUUUUCUACACUUUUUUUUUCUUGGUUCAAAGCCACCUAAUUUUUUUUUGGUUCAAAGCCACCUCUCUGUUCCAGAGGGUUGGGAAUGUGCAUAUAUUACAGUAUAAUAUUACAGAGGGUUGGAAAUGUGCAUAUAUUACAGUAUAAUAUUACAGAGGGUUGGGAAUGUGCAUAUAUUACAGUAUAAUAUUAUUUAUGGCACAAGGGGCAUACAAUGAAAUAAAAACUUAGAAAAUGCACUGGACCAAGAAAAUGAACUUGUACACAAUUUAAAUGCUACACACAUUACAUAGCAGUACAGGAUGGACAUAAGUGGAAGGUGCACUUACACCAGUCAAAAGAACAAUCAUGAUGAUCUGACACCUACAAGAAAUCUUUCAGAGAUUGAAGUAUUUUACAUGGUGAGAAAAGGCCCAAGGGAAAUUUUGAUCCUAAUUUCAUGCCAGGACAGGUCUAAGCCAAUCUUUUAGUUUUUUAGUUGUAUUGUCACCAAGCCAUGGAGUGAAUUUCUUUAUUGGUUAGAAAUGGACUGUGGAAAUGGGCUGUAGGUAUGCAGUGCAGGGAGGAUUUCUUGGUGAAAUGUUCUGCAGUGUCAGUCUGUGAACCAAGAAAUGACUGUGAUAUCAUGAACGGUUCCAGGAAGUUCUACUCAAAUAUGGUCUGGUGGGUCAUGCUGUUCGGGAGACAAACAAGACAGUUUCAGUAUGUAUGUAAUGGCUUUAAUUUAAUCAAAACUUUUGUAUGUAUGGACAGUAACAAAAUUUUUGUUGUUUUGGGUCGGUACUCAUAUACAUAUAGGCAUAUUACAUUUGAAAUGAAACAUUGAAUUGAAUUAAAGCCCUUUUAAUACAUAGCCCCUGCAUUUUAGGGGACCAAAAGUAAUCGGACAAAUUAACACAAUCUUCAGUUGUUGUCA